AUGGCUCAACUUGCUGGGGAUAACGAAAUAGAGUCGCUGAGACUGGAGCUACUUGAGCUUGCCGCAGCGUUACGGAUUCGGAGCUCUAAUAGUUUUGAGAGCAGUACUACUCCAUCAUCACAGAGGAGGAUGAGUUCCUUUGGCAGGCUCGAUGAUUUUGAUGAUGAAGAGUUAAACUUACAGUGGGCUGCAAUCGAGAGAUUACCCACCAACGAACGUAUGAGAAUUUCACUUUUCGAUGAUUAUGAAAACCAAAUGCCUGGUUGUGUUGAUUAUGAUCCUAAUGCCAAACGAGUGGUUGACGUUACCAAACUUGGAUCUUUAGAGCGUCGUAUCUUCGUUGAGAAGCUCAUCAAGCACACUGAGCACGAUAACCUCCAACUCUUGAAGAAACUUCGAAAAAGAAUCGACGAUGUUGGGGUUUUAUUGCCCGCUGUGGAGGUACGAUACCAGAAUCUAUGUGUGGAAGCAGCAUGUAGGGUGGUUUAUGGCAAGCCUCUCCCUACUUUGUGGAACUCUGUCAUAGGCAAAAUUUCUGACUUAAUCAAGCUGUUUAGUCCAAAGAGUGAAGAAAUCAAGCUUAACAUCCUCAAAGAUGUUAGUGGCAUUAUCAAACCUCGAAGGAUGACUCUAUUGCUUGGUCCUCCAGGCUCUGGGAAAACCACCUUGUUGUUGGCUCUUUCAGGAAGAUUAGAUUCAUCUCUCAAGGUCACCGGUGAAAUCUCUUACAAUGGUUACAAACUCGAAGAAUUUGUCCCUCAAAAGACCUCAGCUUAUAUAAGCCAACAUGACAUACACAUUGGUGAGAUGACUGUGAGGGAAACAUUUGAUUUCGCUGCAUGUUGUCAAGGUUUUGGAAGCCGAGUAGAGACAAUGAUGGAGGUUACCAGAAGGGAGAAAGAGGCUGGAAUUGUCCCAGAUACAGAUCUAGAUAUUUACAUGAAGGGAAGACGAAUUCAAACUGAUUACUUCUUAAAGAUUCUUGGACUUGAUAUUUGUGCUGAUUCAUUGGUUGGAGAUACCAUGAGAAGAGGUGUCUCAGGGGGUCAAAAGAAGAGAGUAACUACAGGGGAAAUGAUCAUCGGUCCAAACAAAGCUCUAUUUAUGGAUGAUAUAUCAACUGGCCUAGACAGUUCAACUACCUUCCAAAUCAUUUCCUGUGUUCGACACUUGAUACAUCUUACAGAUUCUACAGCACUGAUAUCACUUCUUCAGCCAGCACCAGAAACAUAUGACCUCUUUGAUGACAUUAUUCUGAUUGCAGAAGGGAAAGUUGUGUACCAUGGUCCACGCAGCAAUAUUCUUGAAUUCUUUGAAGAUUGUGGCUUCAGGUGCCCAGAAAGAAAAGGAGCUGCUGACUUCCUCCAAGAGGUUAUAUCGAAAAAGGAUCAGGCACAAUAUUGGUAUCGUAAAGAAGAACCAUACAGUUAUAUUUCUGUUGAUCAAUUCUAUAAGAAAUUCAAGGCAUUCCAUGUUGGACAAAAAUUAGAUGAGGAACAUUCAGUGCCAUUUAACAAGUCUCAGAGCCAUGAAAAUGCUUUAUCCUUUAGUCAAUACUCUUUAAGUAAAUUGGAGCUCUUUAAAGCUUGCAUGAAAAGGGAAUUCCUUCUUAUGAGGCGGAACUCUUUUGUAUAUGUAUUCAGAUCAAGUCAGAUUUUCAUUAUUGCUGUUGUUACUAUGACUGUUUAUAUACGCACUCAAUUGGGUGUUGAUGAGAUCCAUGCGAUCAAUUAUUUGGGUUCCUUAUUUUAUGGGCUUCUCAUAAUCCUUGUUGACGGAUUCCCGGAGUUGUCUAUGACGGUGUCAAGACUGGCUGUUUUCUACAGACAUAGAGACAGUUACUUCUACCCAGCUUGGGCUUAUGCUAUUCCAACGGCUAUUCUCAAGAUUCCACUUUCAUUCUUGGAUUCGUUAGUUUGGACUGCUCUUACUUAUUAUGUCAUUGGGUACAGUCCUGAAUUUGGAAGGUUCCUCCGCCAGUUCAUUCUACUUUUCGCUUUGCAUACAAUGUCAAUGUCCAUGUUCCGUCUAAUUGCCUCAGUCGCCCGAACUAUUGUUCUUGCUAUUACAUUUGGUAGUUUUGUGGUGUUGUUCCUCUUUCUCUUCAGUGGCUUCGUUGUCCCACAAAAGUAUAUGCCAUCUUGGUUGAAGUGGGUUUACUGGGUUUCUCCACUGUCAUAUGGGGACAUAGGUAUAACUUUGAAUGAAUUUCAUGCUCCUCGAUGGCAAAAGAUGUCUGGAAACACGACUAUUGGUUAUCAAACACUUGAAACUUAUGGGCUGAACUUCCCUGGGUAUGCUUAUUGGAUAUGUCUCGGUGCUUUAUUUGCCUUCACAAUAAUUUUUAAUGUUGGAUUUACACUAGCCUUGACAUUUUUAAAGCCUGUUGGAUCAUCUCGUGCUAUUAUUUCAAAUGAAAAGCUCCGUAAAAUACAAGAUGGGGAAGAUUGCAGUGAUCAUGAUGCAGAGGAUAAGGCCACUAAUGCCAACCAUAAAGACAACACACAGCCUCAAAAAGGAAAGAUGGCAUUACCUUUCGAACCCCUAGCAGUAACAUUUCAAGAUCUUCAAUACUACAUUGACACUCCAAAGGCAAUGAGAGAUAGGGGUAUCACGCAAAAAAAGCUGCAACUUCUUCAUGACAUUACAGGUUCAUUCAGGCCUGGUAUUCUUACAGCAUUGAUGGGUGUUAGUGGAGCUGGAAAGACAACUCUCAUGGAUGUUCUUGCUGGAAGAAAAACUGCAGGUACUAUUGAAGGAGACAUUAGGAUUGGGGGGUAUCCAAAGGUUCAAGCAACGUUUGCAAGGGUAUCUGGUUACUGUGAGCAGGCUGACAUACAUUCUCCACAAAUCACUGUAAAAGAAUCAGUGAUAUUCUCUGCUUGGUUGCGACUCUCACCAGAAAUUGAUUCUAAGAGAAGAGCUGAAUUUGUAAAUGAAGUCCUCGAGACUAUUGAGCUUGAUGAAAUUAAAGAUUCUUUGGUAGGCAUGCCAGGUGUUAAUGGUCUAUCAACUGAGCAACGUAAGCGUCUCACAAUAGCUGUGGAGCUUGUUGCCAACCCAUCUGUUAUUUUUGUGGAUGAACCCACAUCAGGUUUGGAUGCAAGAGCAGCUGCAAUUGUGAUGAGGACAGUGAAGAAUGUGGUUAAUACAGGACGGACAGUUGUUUGCACCAUCCAUCAGCCGAGUAUUGACAUAUUUGAGGCUUUUGAUGAGUUGAUUUUACUGAAAUCUGGAGGAAGAUUAAUCUAUGCUGGACCACUGGGUCAGAAUUCAUGUAAAGUAAUUGAAUAUUUCGAGGCUAUCCCUGGGGUGCCGAAGAUUAAGUACAACUACAAUCCAGCAACAUGGAUGCUAGAGGUCUCUUCCAUAUCUGCAGAAGCAGAACUUGGUGUAGAUUUUGCCCAAAUUUAUAAGGAGUCCACUUUCUGUCAGCAAAACAAGGAGCGUGUCAAACAACUGAGCACUCCACCUACUGGUUCAAAGGAUUUGCACUUCUCUACCCGUUAUUCACGGAAUUGCUGGGGACAAUUCAGAGCAUGCUUAUGGAAACAAAACUUGUCCUAUUGGAGAAGUCCCGAUUACAAUGUUGUGCGAUUCAUUAUCACAAUUAUAGCAUCUGUGCUGUUCGGAAUACUGUUCUGGAAACAAGGGAAGAAGUUAGAUACCCAACGAGAGUUGUUCAAUAUAGUUGGAUCAAUGUAUGCCUCAGUGCUCCUCUUGGGCAUCAACAAUUGCUCAAUGGUUUUACCAUUUGUUGCAAUAGAGCGCACUAUUUUGUACAGGGAAAGAGCCGCGGGAAUGUAUUCUUCAUGGGCCUAUUCAUUUGCACAGGUGGUGAUUGAGCUUCCUUAUCUGUUCACUCAAGUUUUUCUUUAUAUGAUCAUCGCAUAUCCCAUGAUUGGGUUCCAUUCAUCAGCUUAUAAGGUAUUCUGGUUUUACUAUGGAAUGCUCUGUGCGUUGGUCUACUUCAAUUACCUUGGAAUGCUUCUGGUGGCUUUGACACCAAACAUUCAUGUUGCUGCCAUUCUUGCAUCUGCCUGUUACACGAUUCUGAAUCUGUUUGCUGGGUUCUUUAUGCCCAAAAAGCAAAUUCCAAAAUGGUGGAUUUGGUUGUAUUACAUCUGCCCCACAUCUUGGUCACUGAAUGGUCUCUUUACAUCACAGUAUGGUGAUAUACAGAGUGAGAUAACGGUGUAUGGUAAAACAGAAACAAUUGCGGCCUUCUCAAGAGAUUACUUUGGGUAUCACCAUAACCUCUUGCAUGUUGUAGGCAUUCUCAAUGUCAUAUAUCCUCUUCUUUUCGCAGCUCUUUUUGCAAUUUGUAUUGAAAAACUCAACUUCCAAAGGAGGUAAAUGUUGUAAACCAUAUUUCUUCGUACAUAGUG
Telopea speciosissima is the source of this 4388-nucleotide messenger RNA. RefSeq names its product pleiotropic drug resistance protein 3-like. The record is from RefSeq and is a predicted model, not a curated record. The transcript is spliced from 24 exons. Gene Ontology annotation, molecular function: ATP hydrolysis activity; ABC-type transporter activity; ATP binding. NCBI's taxonomy places the organism in Eukaryota, Viridiplantae, Streptophyta, Magnoliopsida, Proteales, Proteaceae. Gene Ontology annotation, cellular component: membrane. Bases 1 to 4356 code for a protein of 1451 amino acids.